Molecule: messenger RNA, 6634 nt
Organism: Effrenium voratum
Lineage: Eukaryota; Dinophyceae; Suessiales; Symbiodiniaceae
Source: the annotation of a GenBank genome assembly
GAACGACAAGCUUGUGGCGCAGUUCGGGGUGCUGCGCAAGCCCCGGCUCAACGUGGUUUGGCAGGUCUGCGACGACAAGCAGCCGGUGCCAGAUCUCAUCCGCAUUGCCGAGAUGGACGAGGCGGCCGCAGACAAGAGGAGCUACCAGUGCCACUUGAAGCUGGUGUCGGUGAAGCUGAGGAGGGCCACGGAGGGCCCGCGGCGCCUGGCGGUGAGCCUCCGGCUCAUCCAGCCGGACGGCGAGGUGAGCAAAGUCUCGCCGGUGCAGAACUCCCCGCAGGUUUGGACGUGCCCGGAGAACAAGAUCCCGGAUCUGCUGGCGGAGGGGAUGCCGAUGGACCCGGACGAGGAGUGCAACACGGCAGUCUGGCGGGAGGACAACAAGAUGGGCUGGCAGAUGCCCACCUGGGCGCUGCGGGAGAGCCACCUGCAGCUGCUGAGUUACAACAUCGAGGCGCAGCUCCUCCUGUACGGUGGCCAGCCCACCCACAUAAAGGCGGAGCCGAAGAAGUUUCGCUUCUGGAAGCCGUCCAAUCCGUUGGGUCAGCAGGAGAAGCCCGCGAAGCUAGGCGUUUGGCGCGACUCCCUAGGAGACCUGCUGGAUUCCAUCGAGAAUGCGGACCAGGGGAUCGUCUGCGAGGCCGUGGUGGGCUCCUCUAAAGAGGGCUCCGAAGUGGCCACGCUGCGCAUGGAGAUCGACGUGUCUGCCACGCGGGCUCACCGCAUCCCCCGCGAGCUGGCCUGCAAAGAAGUGGACGGCUGGCCGCUGGAGAAGGCGCCGCUGCGCCGAGGGGCGCCGGCCAAGGAGAUCUUGCAAAACAAGGUGCAGUACUUUGUCACUGUCAUGGUCGACGGCCUUCCGGGCCACGAGCUGUGCCUUCCCUACGUCCGCGUCUCCAUGGGCGCGGUGUCUGAGUGUACAGAGGCCAAGAAGGCGCACUCUGUGAACAACGUGACCUUUGACAAGGCCCUGUCCAUCAAUUGCACCUUGGUCAACCGCAAGGCGAAGAUCGAGAUUCUGAACCGGGGCAGCGGCGGGGUCUUUAGCCGGGACAAGGUCAUCGGCGAGGGAGUUAUUUAUGAUGUGGAGCCAGACAAGGAGUACUGGAUCCACUGCUUUGGCGGUGCGGCGAAUGCCACAUAUCCGGACGUGGCCAACCAGAUGGUGAAGGGCGCGGUGCGGCCCGCCUCCACGCACACCGCCUCGGUGGCCGUGAAGUUUGGGACGAAGAUGGUGUCGAAGGUCUACUUCGAGUCCUUGAAGAGGAUGCGAAAGCCUUCAAGGCUCACGGUGCGGCUCUACUCGGGGGUGAACCUCAAGAGCUACGCCGGGCGGAAGGUGAACGUGGUGGUCAAGGUGCCGGGCGGGCGCCUGCCGGACGAGGCCGGGGCCUGGCACAUUUGGCAGAACCACCAGGAGCUGGAGCGUCUUGACUUGGAGACCUCCCCCUCGCACGUGACGAUGCUGAAGCGCAAGGCCUUGCUGGAGGCCUCGGACGCGCCGCCGCAGCAGUACAACACCAGCCUCCUCGCCUUCCCCGGGGAGGUGGACGCCUGCGGCGAGCUGCACUUCGUGGAGCAGAAGGCGCGGGUGCGCUGGGUGCAGCGCUCCACGCCCAAGGCGUGGCCUUUGGAGCUGCCGCCCAACGUCCAGUUUGCAUAUCUAUAUGUCGUUGCUGCCGGGGAGGAGAUCGAGCCGCCCCGAGUCUUUGGGCGCCUGCGCCUGCUGCAGAGUGACCUGGACCAGGUGCCGCCCAAGUGGAAGACCCUCCACUUCGACACCUCCGUAGUGGAGCUGCCCGAGGCAUACUACAAGUCGGACCUGGCGGGCUUCCUUCUGGGCUGCGCCAGUGUGCAGGAACAGGAGCCCAAAGUUGGCCAGCCGCCUGCCAGCGCGCCCUCGUGGGGCCUUUGCGGCUCGAAGCCCUCGAUGCUUCCCUCCGCACAGACCAGCUGCUGCGCCAUGACCUCCCAGGUGUGUCGGGCCUCCAUGGGCGAGGACGUGCGCUGCCAGCUGCAGCGCCCCGAGCGGAAGCGCACCGUGUGGCUCCACAUGGACCUGCUGCAGGCCCGGGAGCUGCCGGCCAUGGACGAUGAUGGGCUCGUGGACCCCAGCUACAAGCUGGAGGUCAAGGACCAGACGGUGCUGUUCCCCUCGGGCAUCAUGAAGUCCCUGAGCCCGUCCUUCAUGCACCGCGUUUGCAUUCCUAUUGAGAUGGAGGUGGAGCCGGAGCCGACCGCAAACCUUCCAUUGAUGGGCUCCUUCGUGCCCUUUCCGCCGCUCAUCGUGCGGAUCUUGGACCGGGAUGAGAGGAAGGUCUUGGGUGUGGCGGCGGGGGAUGACUUCGAGGAGGUGGGCUGCUUCGUGAUCAAGCCGGCCUCCACGAGGACGCUGGUGAGCCACGGCAACGAGACGGGCAAGGUGGAGACCUUCCCGCUCCUGGGCUACGAAGAGGACGAGGACUAUGUCUUGGGCGAGGGAGGCGGCCUCUUCGCCGCGAAGAUGCCGCCCGACUUGGACCUGAACAGGCUGCACGUGGCGAAGUGGUACUCCUUGGAGAAGCCGGGCGAGGCGCCCUUCGACGCAGCCACGGGUGGAGUAGAGGACUCCUGGCACAAGAGGCCGCGCGUGCUGGCGGCUGCCAACUACUCCUUGCAGACCAACUUGAGGGAGAACCUCACUCAAGGCAAGAACCUGGUGAAGGGGGCCGUGCGCGGUGUCAGCAUCCACCAGAUCCAGACCCACCAAAGCUCCUGCUUCAAGAUCGACUUCCGUCUCCUGGGGCUCCGGAACCUGCCGGACAGCUUGGUGGACUGCAAGCUCUACGUGAGCUCCUUUUGGGAGGGCGGCGCGCUGGAGCUGGCCAUCGGUUCUUCACAGUAUCAUCGCAACUUCAACUUCAUGGCCGACGACCUCUCGGAAGGCUGGCGCCAGGGCGCCGAGCGCCUGAAGCCGCUGCUGCGGGUGGUGGCGGAUGACGACGCCCCCAUGCGGGACCGGGAGCUGGUGGUGUGGACCGCGAAGCUCAAGGAUCUGGCCGGCUUGAAGAUCCAGCCGCCGCCAUACGAGGUGCCUGUGAUCCCCUACUUGCAGCAGGACACGCUGAAGCCCGGGCGCUGGACGCUGCAGGACUUGGACACCGGGCACGAGUUCGAUGUAUUGGUGCACUACGAGCCGGGCUCCCACGCCGUGGAGGUCCAGAAGUUCGACGGCCACAGGCUGGAAGACGUGCGCCAUCCAGGCAACAUCGACCGCCGCAGGCUUGAGAUCAGGUUCACCUUGGAGGACAUGGAGUGGUGUGGCCAGGUGAAGAGCCUGGGCACUUUCAUGCCGCUGCUGCGGGUGCGGAGCUUGAAGGACCCGAAGCAAGCGGCCAAAAACUUCUCUGGCACCUGGCACGAGGAGGACCCAUUUGUGCUGCUCCCUGCCAUAACCUUUCAGCUGAAGAACCCGCUCACUGCUGCGGACCACGGCACGCUGACGGUGGCGUUGAAUCAGAUGAACACGAGACAGUCGGAGUCGAACAGCUGGAUGCAGGUCUGCCAGGAAGAGUUCGCCAGACUGCCGCAGGGGCUGCGAAGCUGGAGUGGGGAGGAGGGCCGAAGGUCUGGGAGCAUUCAGCCGUUGCGCGGUGUCAAGUACACGGACGAUGCCUACGACACCUUGGUGGAUGUUUUCGCCACGCGGAGUGGCUUCGUAGAGUUCGACCAGAACCUCUUCAUCUCACGCACGCUGCAGGACAACUGCCUCUUCAACAUUUGCCCAAACUCCAACAAAGAUGAAGACGGCGAGCGCUCUGACUGUGUGACCCAGUUCUUCAACCUCUUCGACGUGCUGGCUGGCGACACCCGCCGCCUCUCCGAGCCGUUUGAUGAGCGAUUUUGGCCGCAGCUGUGCUGUGGCCCGGGCUACGACAAGGAGUCGCGCCCAGAGCUCCCGCAGCUCGGGGAGAGCCCGGACCGGGAGGACCUGGCCAAAGCCAUCGGCAAGUUGAUGGCAUGGAUCGACGCCAAGGAGAAGUCGAUCCACCACUCGCAGCCGCGGCCCACGCAGCCGUUGCCGCCCUCGAAGCUCUUUGAGAAGUUCUUCCAGAUCCCCAAGGUGGCCGCAUACGCAGGCAUUAGCAGGAGGUCAGACCUGGAAAAGAUGUCCACCACCGAGCUCCAGCGGAAGCUGAAGGGGGCGGGUUGGCGCUUCUCUACGCACCUGGCAGCGCCGGAGCUGGUGCCGGCGCUGGCGCCGCUGAAAUACUUCACGGACAGCCAGCUCUCGGUGAACAGGCACACCUUUAUGGUCCAGGUGGGCCACCGCAUUGGCAAGCACCGUGACUCCCGGAUUCUCUGCCGCCUCCGUAUGGACGUGCCUAAGGACUUCCUGGAGCCCUACCGCAAGCUUCUGCGGGACUGCCAGCAGAUGAUGGCCAGCGACGAGGUAGAGCUGGAAGAAAGAGGUACCUUCUCCUACGGCACCGGUUCUUGGUCUCCGAAAUCUCCCACGGUUGGGAGCGCUGGCAAAGUGCUGCAGAACCUGUUGGAGCGGCUGCGGCGCAUUGAAGACGGCAGUUCCAACUACUUCAUGGUGAAGUUCAAGCAGCCUGGCAUUGUGGUGUGGGCGGCGCCGGAUGCGCAGAAGGCCUGGGACCGCCCCGGCACGCUGCUCUUUGCGGUGAAGCUGGCCCACCAGCCAGACACCAUCGUGCCGGUGGUGGUGCCCAGCUUUGACUUGAGAUACCCCCAGGAGAGCUCCUGGAAAGUGCAGAAGACCAUGCAGAUGAGGUAUCACGACCUGGAGCGGCGGAUUGCCUGCGGGCUGGAGAAGGAGAAGGCUGCCAAGGGCAACGAGACCAUCCGACGAAGCCCUGCAGCGCCCGAGAGGGAGGAGCCUGAGGCUGUGGAGGAUUUGAACGACGAGGAGGCGCUCUCAUCCGGCUCGCGGCGGAUGGCGAUCAGCUGUGAUUCCUUCAUCUGCCGGCUGCAGCGCAAGGCUGCUGGCUUGCCCUUCGACCGGGAGCAGAACUCGGACUGGUACCGCCUGGUGGUCGGGGAGAGCUUCCCGGAGGUGAGAGCGAUCAAAGGGCCCGACGAAGUCGUCAAGGAGUACUUCUUCUCCAAGUUUAUGAACCUUCAGCGCACGCUCGCGCUGCCCUCCGAGCUGGGCGAGACGGUGCUGAAGGGCCACGUGAACGUCGAGAAGGUGGAGCGCCACGAGGCCCGAGAAGGCCACUUAGAUACCUGCGAGUUUGCAGUGGAGAACUUGUGGACCACGAGUAGCUUCUUCGUGGCUCUGACGCUUUGCACCUUCACCAAGUUGGACUACAACGUAGACUUCUCAGAGAUCUACUUCAAGAUCAAGCUCGGGGCAGAGGAGCAGCUGACGCCUGUCUUCCGGCCCAACGCACAGGGCAAGAUCAUGGCAGUCUACCACUGGGCCACCUUCGAAACCCUGCUGCCAGUUGCGCACGAGCUGACCAUCCAGGCGUACUCCAAAGCAGCCCUUGGCUUUGAUGCCUUCAUCGGCGAGUGCAAGUUCGACUUGGAGGACAGAUGCCUGGCGCUGAAGUGGAAGGAGUUCCGUUCGAGCACCAACAACGAGUUCUUGAGGAACCACGUUUCUCCUGGGGAGCGAAACCGCUUCUACAGCAUCACGGCGGAGGAGGCGGAUGAGAGCUUGCUGCCUUGGAAGGCCCCCGAGAAGCCGUCCUCCGCAGCUGAAGGACGAGGCCUAGAAGUGAGGCCAACACGAUCACCGGGGGUGAGACUGCCCAUGGAGAGCAAGGUCAUGUCUAUGAAGGACGACCUCAACGCGGAUUCGCGCGUGGGUUUGCUCCGCUGCGUGCUGGAUUUGCACCCCCAGAGCUGCCCGGAGCAGCCGCUUCUGCCCAAAGCCCAGCGCUUCGAGAUCCGGCUGUCCAUCAUUGACGUGGACAACAUCAAAGUCUACAAGGAUUUUGGCCAGCGCAACGAUCUCUUCGUGGAGGUGAAGUUCAGGAGCGCCAGCCUCGAGGGCUCCGAGCAGCGGCGCUCCGAGAAGACGGAUAUCCACCGCUGGGCCCAUGCAUUCGCAAGCUUCAAUGAGCGCUUCUUGUUCGAUGUCACCGCACCCGCUGUGAGCUGCGGCAUGGACUUUGAGCUGAUGGACUUCGACAGGGGCGUCAGCUCCGCGGACCUCGUGUACUAUCCGCAGACCUUCUCCAUGGAUCAUCUCCUGGAGCUGGCCUACGACAGCUGGAGCAACGGCAGGGAGCCACUGGGCCCGAUCGCCGGCACCGUGGUCUUCGACUCCUGGCCCUCCACGAACAUGCUCACGGAAGGGUGGCGCCUCGGUCGCUGCCUCCGGCGGCGACGCCAGCAGAGGGGCAACGCGGCCAAGCUGAACCUCACGGUGGAGAUCCUCCCCUACGAGCUCGCGCAGCAGAGCCCCGCCAUCGCGGGCGUCUUCGCGCCCCCCAAGGACCGGCUCUCCCUCCAAAUGCUGGCCAGCGACCCCAGGAAGACGGCCCGGGUAGUCCUGGGCCCAAAGCUGUUCAACGCCAUCAUCGUGAGCGUAGUGCUGGGCACCACGCUGGUGGUGACCUUCUUGAUCGUUCUCAUUGUCUUCUAUACGCAGUCCAUCAUCCAGCAGACAGGCGGAUGA